Molecule: messenger RNA, 1636 nt
Organism: Seriola dumerili (greater amberjack)
Lineage: Eukaryota; Metazoa; Chordata; Actinopteri; Carangiformes; Carangidae
Product: butyrophilin subfamily 1 member A1-like
Exons: 3
Coding region: 237-803 (188 amino acids)
Source: RefSeq, a predicted model, not a curated record
AGUCAGAGUUGAUUUGUUCACAUCAACCAAUUGUAGCCUUGGCUGGUGAUGAUGUCAUUCUACCAUGUCGCCUUGAACCUGCCAUCAGUGCCAGGACAGUAGAGUGGACUAAACCUGGUUUGGACCCAAAAUACAUCCAUAUUCACGAAAAGGGACUGGAGCAUUGGAUUCAAAAUCCUUCUUAUAAUUUCCGAACACGAGUGUUUGUGGAUGAACUGGAACAAGGAAACGUCUCCAUGAAAAUCUUCAGUGUGAAACUGUCUGAUGAAGGAAAAUACAGAUGUUACAUUCACUCAGUUCAGGAAGAAGCUUUCAUCCAUCUCAGUGUUGGUUCAGUCUCGUCACUUGUCAUAAAGGUUACUGCAAAUACAAGUAGAACACUGGUGUUACAGUGUGAGUCUAAAGGCUGGUAUCCAGAGCCUGAGCUGUUGUGGCUGGACGGUGAGGGAAAGCUGCUCUCUGCUGGACCUACAGAGACAGUCAGAGGUCCUGAUGACCUCUAUACUGUCAGCAGUGGAGUGACUGUGGAGAAGAGACACAGCAACAGCUUCACCUGUAGAGUCCAACAGAAGAUCAUCAACCAGACCAGAGAGACACAGAUUCAUGUUCCAGGUGGUUUCAUCAAGGACCCAUCUGAAGAUUAUCUGGUGAUUAUUGGGAUUCUUAUGCUUGGGAUCCCUUUUAUUCUUUUACUGGUUGUAUUUUUGCUGUGCCGUCAAUGUAGCUCCAAAAUAUCUACAUCUGAUGAAGAAGGACAAUCAACACAACUAUCUGAACCCACUACAGAGGAUUUGACCAGAUAAUCACCAAAUAGAAGAGGCAGAGUUUGUACUGUGCAGCAACAAUAAACAUUUUCUCUAGUUUCUUUAUAACAUUUGUGAGCAAAUUAGAUGUAUAAUUUGUAAGUCAUCUGAUUGUAAAUAUAGUGAUCAGGGUUCACAUCAAACUAACAGGAUGUUGAACAAACUACAGCCUUUGUGAAACUAUGAACUGUAGUAAACUCUGGAAAACACCUUGUAUCUGUGAACAACAACAAUGUCCCCAAAUGAAAUGUCUGUGGUUGAAUCUUCCUGCAGAACUCAUGUGAUCACCAGCAAGACCUUGUCACAUCACACUUGUAUUUAUUAGAGGAGUAAAUUACAAACCACUUUACUGAUUCAAAUCAUUUUGUUCAGUUCAAAGUUCAAAGACAGGUGGUCACUGAUAAUCAAUCAUAUUUGUAUUCAAAUGCAUUUCAGUUUGUACAACAGUAAGUGAACGCGUCAUUGUUCUUACAGCAGCAACCAACGGCACUGAUUCAGUCUUCAGUGUUAUUCUUUAUUUGGAUCCCCAUUUUCUUCUUCUACAGCGGGGUCCACAUAAAAUCAUUCAUUCACAAACAGCACAUAAACAAACUGUGGUCGUCCUGUGUGGUUCAUGUGUGGAGACAAGACACACAGAGAGUUAGUGCUCAAACACGUCCACUAGAGGUCCCUGUUUCUCUAAAGAUAAAAAUGCAAACAUUUCAUUGUGUCAGAACAAAACAUGCUGACUGUUGUUUUUAAAUGUCAUGAUUCAAGUUUUCCUGUUUUUGAAUGAACAUUUUGAUGAAACAUAUACAAUUAUACUGCAUUUGAUCAUAUUAUAAAUUAUUUUU